GAACUUCAUACCAUGUGCUGCAUACACCGUGAACACCUGCUCAACAGCCACCAGGAGCUCCAAGAACUGACCCACCGCAUCCAAACACUAAAGAUGGAAAUUGGAAAGCUCAAGAAAAAGAACACCAGGCUGCAGGAAACCAUUGCUGAUUCUGAGCAACGUGGUGAUUGUGCCCUCCAAGAUGCCAACGAAAAACUUCAUGACUUGGAACAUGCCCUUCAGAAGGCCAGAGAUAAGUUCACUCGACUGCAACGAGAUUUUCAGGAGCAGCUGAAUAACCAACUGGCACUAGAGACUGAGAUUACCAUCUGUAGAAAACAGCUGAAAAGAAGGGAUUGCAGGUAGAUGGAACACAUGACAUAUAAAGCUCAAACCUCCAUGCAUGACGAUGCCACCAUAGGAUGAAUAACACACUCUCGUCCCACCGGCACUGGUGUUACUACACUAGCAUCUCUACCUAGGAGAGUGAUGGGUUUCUGGGGCUAGAAUCACCACAGGAUUUUUCUGUUACAGGUUCCUGCCUACCCUACUGCCCUGGAGCACUCAGCAGGAUUUUUAAAAAUUUGAGGCGAUAGAAUCCAUAGAAACUCACUCUAGCCAGGAUAGCUAACUGUAUGAUGAUGAGGUAAACUGCCAGAAAACACAUGAUUUGCUUUUUUACAACUGAGCAAAAAUAAAUUUCAUUGGGGGGGUCGGGAACAACACAUACAGCAGAGAUAAAUACUAACUCUUAACCGGGAGUUGUGAGAUGUUAGGUUAGCUCUCCUGGAUGUUAAAUCUCCCAAAAUAAUAGACUUGAGGACAUC
Gekko japonicus is the source of this 806-nucleotide messenger RNA. RefSeq names its product keratin, type II cytoskeletal 2 oral-like. The transcript is spliced from 2 exons. Bases 13 to 345 code for a protein of 110 amino acids. The record is from RefSeq and is a predicted model, not a curated record. Gene Ontology annotation, biological process: intermediate filament organization; keratinization. Gene Ontology annotation, cellular component: keratin filament. NCBI's taxonomy places the organism in Eukaryota, Metazoa, Chordata, Lepidosauria, Squamata, Gekkonidae. Gene Ontology annotation, molecular function: structural constituent of skin epidermis.